AUGUAUGGGGAGAAUGCUUGUUGUUGUUUUUUUAGGGGGGGGAGGGGUAUUUGCAUCUUACCCAACCUCCUCACAUUCAGUCAUUUUUUUUCCCAGAUAUUUCUAUACAUGGGAUCAUUUGCAAACAGUCCUCAGUGGUUCAAGCAGGCUUUUAUUGGGGCACCAUUAGGUGAAUUAGUGCAAUGGUCUGAUCUCAUCGCAGCGUUAUUCAUACUUGGUCAUAAUAUAGUGAUCUGCACCAGGAAGGAAGAAGUUAAAAAUCAUUUGAACAUGCCUUUAUCCCGUGGCUGUCCAAGCAAGGCUCGYCCUGAUGAAUAUGAUCUUGUCUUCACUGAUUAUGUUGGAAUCACAUUUCUUAAAAGAGAAUUGGGUCCAAACUUUUCCCAGUACAGGUGUCGACUUAGGAUCUUAGAUUCAUUUGGAACUGAGGUGGAAUUUAACUAUGUCAAUCCCUUGAAGCCAUCRAUGACAAGGAAAAGAUCUUCUUGGGGUGGAGAAAAUCUUCACCUUAGACAGUUUAUGACCAUGUUCCCUCAUACACCAGAUAACACCUUUCUUGGCUUUGUCGUUGAUGUGGACAUGAACAAAAAAGAGCCCAUUAAAACUAAAUCUGGAACAAAACCUAUUGGWGUGGUGUAUGGAAAAGAUGCAAAGUUUUGGAAGUUUAAAGAUCAGUAYCUUGAACAGUUGUCUAAGUAUCUGGAAAUACAUGGAACAGUGACUGGAACGCGUAUGAAAACCUUUGUACCAGACUGGGUUAAAAAUCACAACAUCUUGAGUGGUCAAGACUAUCAGGAACUACUUGGUCAAACUAAGGUUUACAUAGGACUUGGUUUUCCCUAUGAUGGACCAGCUCCACUGGAAGCCAUUGCACAUGGUGCUGUGUUUUUAAAUGCAAAAUUAAGUCCCCCACAUAGCAGAGACAACACAGAUUUUUUCAAGGAAAAGCCUACCUCUCGAAAGUUAGAUUCUCAACAUCCAUAUGCAGAGAAAUUCAUUGGGAAACCCCACGUCUAUACCAUUGACAUCAAUAACAGUGAUGAAGUUAAAUUAGCUAUAGAAGAAAUAUUACAAAUGGAGGUAAAGCCUUACAUUCCUUAUGAAUGGACACCUGCAGGAAUGCUUGAAAGAGUCAACGCKUUGGUUAUAAAUCAGAAUUUUUGCGAUGGAAAUAUUAAAUGGCCACCAUUGAAGGAACUGCACACACAUGUCAGCAAAGUUGAUAAAUCCUGCUCUGAAACCUGCGAUGAAUACGGUUUGCUGUGCGAGUCGUCAUUUUUCAAUGAUAUUAAUAAUCUGGAGGCGUUUAAAAGAGCUGGUAUCGAAUGUAAAGCGUCCUACACCAAAGAUUCAUUCCAUGCUCCUUCGACUUCCUCAGUAGAUGAYUCUUGUCUUAUUCAGCAAACUUCACUACUUUUYAGYUGUUCCAGUCGUUCACCUAUCUACACUCGUCUCUGCCCCUGUCGAGACUAUAAACCACAACAAGUCGCUUUAUGUAAAAAUUGUACCUGAUUUAUAUAUGCUUUUGUACAUUUGCAGAUUUUCAUACGCCCGUGAUAUGAAAAAUCUGAAAUAAGAAUAAGGUCUUUGAACCCGUGAAACAAAAGUCAAAGCGGUGUAUUUAUGAUGUAAAAAAAGAGUUCUUUCUAAGUCUGKCUCAAAAGUAAUGCAGUUAUGAGUUCGUUUUGUCUUCAUAAUUCUUCUAAUUCGUAAAUCUAUUGUUUUUUUUGUUGUUGUUUUUUUUAAGGCGUACUAUUUCACGGGUUUUUCUAACCUCGGUGUAUUAAAAUAUAAUUAUUAGUCAUGUUAAAUAAUGGGAAAUAUAGCAAUAUAUAAAGKUUUUCCAUGGGAUUAUGGAAACAUCUCCCUUUAGCCUUAUAUACAAAGUACGUAUAGUUAGUAUUUUUAAUAAUAUUUUUUUAAGAAGAAAUAUAAAAGUCACAAAAAGUCUGAAUAAACAUAUUUCGCAUUA
This is a messenger RNA of Exaiptasia diaphana, 1972 nucleotides long. Its product is annotated as alpha-1,6-mannosylglycoprotein 6-beta-N-acetylglucosaminyltransferase A. The coding region runs from base 1 to 1512 and encodes 503 amino acids. The transcript is spliced from 14 exons. Gene Ontology annotation, cellular component: Golgi apparatus. NCBI's taxonomy places the organism in Eukaryota, Metazoa, Cnidaria, Anthozoa, Actiniaria, Aiptasiidae. Gene Ontology annotation, molecular function: alpha-1,6-mannosylglycoprotein 6-beta-N-acetylglucosaminyltransferase activity. The record is from RefSeq and is a predicted model, not a curated record. Gene Ontology annotation, biological process: protein N-linked glycosylation.